CCGAUGUUGGUCCCGACGACGUCCUUGUGCUGAAUACUUGCGCGAGGACACCUGUCCAGCUCACACGCGCGCACACAGCUGAAGGUUGCACAGCCUGCGAAAACGCACUAGCCUUGCGUCUUCGUCCGUCUUUAGGCGUUCCGCUUGGGCCACUCCCCGGCCUCAACGUCAACUCCGCCCCCCGUCUUGCCAUCCUGGUCCAAGCACUGCAACAGGUCAAACCGACUCAUCUACUUGUUAGCUGUUGCUGCAUCGCAAGAGUGACGCUACCAACUGUUGUUAUCUUGCUCUUUUUGGCCGCAACGGGAAACAUACAAGAACAGUUGAUCUGGCAGCCCCGCCUGCUUAUAUCAACAGCAUCUACUCGCCACAGCGCCCACUCUCCAUUAUCGCACACGGACACCCUGGCUCUCUUAUAUACCGCGGGUGAACUGGGUGUCAUUACCUACAGAACUUACCUCCUACCCUCAUUCGCACGGUUUUGCGCCACUCCACCAGUCCCUUCUGCUCCAGAACCCGCCCUUGCUCCCGCUCUAUCUACAUGGACAAUCCAGGUGGUACCGGAGCUGAGCGAUUACCACCAGAAUCUCAGCCGCGCGACAUUCACCCCUUCGACCGGGAGUCCCGUCAUUCCAUUGAGUCGCCCUCCAAAACAAACGCAAUGUUCAGCAUAUAUGACCUAGUUUUGACUCUUGAUGUCUUGGCUUUGCUUGUCUUGUUUGCUGUGACGAUACCUGUGGUUCCGCCACAUUUUCCCAGCCGCGAGAGGCGCAUAUACCCAUGGCUCUUCUAUGGAGCGCGCAUAGCAGCCUUCGCAUUAGUACUCGGAAUGAUGUGUCUACCUCGUCGUUGGCGGACUCGGUUCAGCAUCCCCCGGAACAUCAUUCUGUUGGCCAUAUGGGCGGUGUACGCGUACCGUGACAUAUGGCCGCUCGCCACGUACGAUCUGACACCCAUCGAUGGUGCAGAAGGGAACCUCCUCUGGGCCAAGAUCGGACUUCUCACACUGGCUGCUAUUGUUCUUCCCCUGAUAUCCCCUCGCCACACCGACGAUCUCGACGCACGUCCGGAGCAGAGAGCAUCGAUUUUCUCUUUGGUCACUUAUGGCUGGCUUGAUCCACUCAUCUGGAGAGCACAACACCUAAAGCAUCUGCCCUUUGAAGAGUUGCCUCCACUAGCAGAGUACAACAGCACAGACCACCUUGUGGAGACCAGCUAUGCACUCGUGGACCCAAUGCGGGUAAGUGACGAUCGAAGCAAGAGCAGGGACGUCGCAUGGGGCCUUGCUAGACUCUUCUCCCCCGAUUUGCUGGUCAUGGGAAUCAUGGUCAUCCUCGCUAGUGCUUCCUCGUUUCUAACGCCCCUCGGCCUCAAGCACAUUCUAUCGCACGUCGAGCAAGGAUCGCAGAACGAGACCUUCAAGCCCUGGUUCUGGAUCCUCGCUCUCCUUUUCGGCUCUAUGGGCGUGUCGAUGUGCAUGCAAUAUUACCAUUACGUCUCGACGCAGGUUGUGGCACGGACACAGGCAAUUCUGACGCAGCUUAUGUACGACGUGGCGUUGAUGAUGCGGCCGAAGGCCACCACGAACGCCAAGACCGCCCCGGGAAAGCCGCAAGACGGGAAGGGGGCCAUGCCGCUCGUCCAGAACUUGGUCACGACGGACUUGACGAAUGUGACGAAUGCGAGCACCUUCGUGCUGCUUGUCUUGUUCGAGACUCCCAUCCAUAUCGUGCUGUCUGUGGUCUUCUUGUACUCGAUUCUCGGAUGGAGUACGUUCGUGGGAGUCGCAGUCAUGGUCGCCCUGUUCCCAGUGCCGACGGAACUCAGCAAACGUACGAAAGGCCUACAGGGUGCCAAGGCCAGGGCGUCCGACCGUCGUGUGACGCUGGUCAUUCAAAUGCUGGACAUGAUACGCACGAUCAAGUUUUUGGCAUGGGAGCCGGAACAGGCUGAGAAGCUGGGCAACGCGCGACUGGAGGAGCUCCGCGCCAUUCGCAAGGUUAACAUGAUGCAGAUUUGGAUUGGCGCUAUCAACGUCUGUAUCCCAUUGUUGAUCAUGCUGGCGAGUUAUGCAACCUUCACUCUUGGGAUGAAACGCGAGCUAUCAGCCUCCAUCGUUUUCUCGUCUAUCUCAUUGUUCGAGAUACUCCGUUCGCAGCUGGGAUUGAUAUUCUUCCGCAUUCCGAUCUUGACCAACGGCAAAGUUUCGCUGGAGCGUAUCAACCGUUUCCUCAAGGAGACUGAACUUCUGGAUCGAUACACGAAGAAGGGCGGCAACGUUGACCAUCUCACGGAGAAUGGACACAGUCUUGAGACUCAUGCCACCGACAUCGGCUUCCGCGACGCACACUUCACAUGGACAGAAGAGUCCGCACAAGAUCAACCCUUCACUCUCAAGAUCGACAGGGAGCUGCUCUUCAAGAAGGGCGGGUUGAACAUCAUCUAUGGUCCGACUGCGAGCGGGAAGACAUCCCUGCUGGUGGCAUUGCUCGGCGAGAUGCACUAUAGGCCGCAGAAUGGCUCUUCCUUCGUUAGCUUGCCGGUCGAAGAGGGUGUGGCAUACGCUGCACAGGAGUCAUGGGUCAUGGCAGCCUCCGUUCGGGACAACAUCCUCUUCGGGCAGCCUUAUGACGAGGAUCGGUACUAUCACGUCAUCGAGGCGUGUGCCUUGGAUGAGGACAUUGAUGAAUUCGAGCACAAGGACGAGACGCUGGUUGGGGAGCGUGGUAUUCUUUUGAGCGGUGGGCAGAGGGCAAGGCUCACGCUUGCUCGAGCGGUCUAUUCGAAGGCGCAAAUCCUAUUGUUAGAUGACAUCCUCUCUGAAAUCGAUAACAGCACGAUUCAGCACAUCGUCAGGCAUGUUUUCCGGGGCGAUUUGCUCAAGGGUAGAACAGUUAUCUUAGCGACCAACAACGUCAAGGCGGUGCUGCCCAUCGCGACUUGGGCUGUGCAGCUCGGUCAUAAUGGAACUGUUGUCGAUGCGGGACCCCCUCCUCAGGAUCUCAUCGCAUCGUCUGCAACGCCGAGCGCUACACCCAACGGCGUACAUGUGAAAUCUUCCAGAGCGGAUAGGAAGGCGGGCGCCGACCAGCCUGUACAGCAGCAACAAGUCGCACCGGAGGAGACGCAAGAGGGCCACGUGGGCUGGAAGCCAAUGAGCCUCCUGUUUGGCAACAUGUCAAAGUAUCCCAUUUUGUUCUGGAUUGUCUUACUGAGCUCCCUGCUCCUUGCGAGUGUCGUGAUCAACGCGCAGAUCUGGCUACUUGGCUAUUGGGCGAGCCAAUAUUCUGAUCAGCCGGCAUCUAGAGUUUCUGUGGUAUUUUUCCUGGCGAUCUAUGUUACACUUCUGAUUGGAUCCUUGUUGACCGACGCUGUUUCGCGGAUGGUGCACUUGGCAGGAACUUUGGAGGCGUCUGCGAAGAUCCACUCAAAAUUGGCGAAUUCGAUCCUCGGAGCGACGCUCAGGUGGCUGGACUACACCCCCAAAUCCCGCGUCGUCGCCCGUUUCACAGACGAUAUUGGUGCCAUCGAUGGACAGAUCUCGAACUUCCUGCUGAAGCUGCUAGAGUUGUCUACGUCGAUGCUCGUGCGACUCGUCCUCGUGUUGGUGGUGGCCCCCAUCUUCACCGUGGCUGUUUUGCUGUUCGGAAUCAUCAGUGGGAUCUAUGCGAGGGCAUACAUGAAGGCGCAGCUGCCGGUAAAGCGCGAACAAAGCAAGACACGUGCACCUCUCAUCGGUCAUCUCAACUCCACGGUUGCUAGUCUUGUCUCAAUCCGUGCGUAUGGUGUUCAGAAGACAUUCCAGAACGACAUGCAUGAUCGAAUCGAUCGCUGGACUCGGGCUUCCAAUACGUUCUACAACUUGAACCGAUGGGUCAUCGUUCGCGCAGACCUUGUCGGGACGAUUUUCACAGUAUCGCUAGCGACGUACUUGACGUAUUUCACGAAACUAAACGCAUCCAAUAUCGGAUUCUCUUUGAACAUGGCCAUCGCAUUCAGCUCCAAGGUAUUCGAGUUUGUCCGGACGCUCAACACGUUUGAAGUUUCUGUGUACAGUCUCGAGCGUAUCCAGCAGUAUCUCGUGAUUGAGCAGGAGGACAUGUCAGAACCGGAUGCUUUCCCGCAAGCCGAAGGCGAUUGGCCCACGGACGGAUCACUCGAUGUCGAAGAUCUGUCGGCGUGGUACACGCUUGAUGGACCGGAGAUUCUGAAGAGGGUAACCUUCAGCAUCAAGUCAGGGGAACUUAUCGGCAUCGUUGGUCGUACUGGUAGUGGAAAGAGCACUCUAACGCUGGCACUGCUGCGUUGCAUCCCAACCAAUAUCCGUACCAGUUCCUCGCCAGAGGCAACAGGCGAUGUCGUCUACUCCGGCAAAUCAAUCGGAAUGGUUGGCCUUACAACGUUGCGGAAGAAAAUUACAAUCAUUCCUCAAAUUCCGGAAUUGUUCCAAGGAACCAUUCGGCAGAACCUAGAUCCCUUCGGGAAGUAUAGGGACGCAGAACUAGGAAGUGCUCUGCUUGGUGCACAAGGGAUUGAGAACGCACAGGAGACGGUGACGGACACGCUCACACUCGACACUCAAGUGUCGUCGGGCGGUAAGAACUUGUCCGCUGGUCAGCGACAGAUCGUUGCUCUAGCCCGUGCGAUCGUCAGAAAGAGCAAACUACUCGUCAUGGAUGAGGCGACAUCCUCCGUCGACAACGAGAGUAAUGCUAAGAUCCAAUUAGCCCUGCGCAAACAGCUGGAUCACAAAGUCACUGUGAUCACUGUAGCUCACCGAUUGUCAACCAUCAAAGACUACGACAAAGUGCUUGUGCUCGAUUCCGGAUCAGUGGUUGAGUUCGACAGCCCCAUAAAUCUACUUCGCAAGGAAAACGGUCGCUUCCGGGAAUUAGUCGAUCAGGCAUCUGCUGAAGAGAGACAAUUGAUACGUGCCGCAGUCGGUCUCGUGACUUGAAUUCACUUUGUAUCCUGCCAUCGAACAGAACUCCGCCGUGCAUCACCAUAUGUCGAUUCAAGUAUUUGUAAGCUACUAAACUGUUUAAUCUCUCAGACUCUACAUCGUGGAAUAGUCAUGCAGUCGC
Messenger RNA from Dichomitus squalens LYAD-421 SS1, 5084 nucleotides. RefSeq names its product P-loop containing nucleoside triphosphate hydrolase protein. Gene Ontology annotation, cellular component: fungal-type vacuole; membrane. Bases 542 to 4957 code for a protein of 1471 amino acids. Gene Ontology annotation, molecular function: ABC-type peptide transporter activity; ATP hydrolysis activity; ATP binding. Gene Ontology annotation, biological process: transmembrane transport. The transcript is spliced from 36 exons. Lineage: Eukaryota; Fungi; Basidiomycota; Agaricomycetes; Polyporales; Polyporaceae. The record is from RefSeq and is a predicted model, not a curated record.